AGUUUGACCAACAUACCAGCCAGACAAGUUACCAUUCAUCAGUCACAGUUGCCGCUGCGUUUGGAACCGGUGCUAUCGUGCGCCAUACCUUUAUGUAUUAUAACAAUUCGGGGAAGGCAGAGUGCAUAACAUUAAAUCAGAAUGUAACUAAAUAACAGUGAUUUUUUCAACAAUUAUUUCUCUUCGCCUUCUUUAGUUACUAACGUCGAAAAACUUUUUAUUACUUUCUAAAACGUAUUUAAUUUUCCGCGUGUGCGCGCCAACAAAACGUGUGUGUGUAUAAAUAAAUAUUAAUUUUAUAGUUGUUAAACUGCGUUCGACAUGACUAUAUCAUAUGCCGGUGAAGUUCCAAAUGGCAGCAGUUUCGGUUGUUUCUGGCGAAUAUUGUUGAAAUGGCGUGGAAGUGUGUAUAAGUUGGUGUGGCGCGAAUUACUAGCAUACCUCACAUUAUAUUACACUAUCAAUUUAUUAUAUCGAUUUGCUAUGACUGAACAACAACAAAGGAUAUUCGAAAAGGUGCGGCAGUACUUCGGCGCACAGAGUGAAUCCAUACCAGUAUCUUUCGUGCUGGGCUUUUACGUAAGCCUGGUGGUGAAGCGGUGGUGGGAGCAGUACAAGCUGCUGCCGUGGCCCGACACGCUCGCCCUCUUCAUAUCAGCCGGGAUACCUGGAGCGGUUAGUAAAGACGAGACUGGUAGAUUGAUGAGAAGAAACAUCGUUCGGUACGCUAUACUAGCCUAUGUAAUAACAUUGCAAAGGGUAUCCUUGAGGGUGAAGAGACGGUUCCCAACGUGGCAGCAUGUCGUGGACUCUGGACUAAUGCUUGAAAGCGAGCGUAAAGUGUUUGAGAAGAUGGAUGGGAAAAGUCCAAUGUCAAAAUAUUGGAUGCCACUUGUAUGGGCAACGAAUAUAAUAAACAGGGCGAGGAAAGACGGGCUGAUAACUAGUGACCAUAUAGUGCAGACUUUGUUGGUGGAGCUUUCAGACAUAAGGAGGCGGUUGGGAGCGCUCAUUGGAUAUGACACGGUGUGCGUUCCUCUUGUUUAUACUCAGGUGGUGACUCUAGCUUUAUAUACUUACUUCGUGGCAGCUCUCAUGGGACGACAGUUGGUACCGCCAGCUCCUGGAAGCACAUCUAAAUACGAACCUGACGUAUAUUUCCCACUGUUCACGGCAUUACAGUUUUGUUUCUAUGUGGGAUGGUUGAAAGUAGCCGAGGUACUAAUAAAUCCUUUCGGUGAAGAUGAUGACGAUAUUGAACUUAAUUGGCUGAUAGACAGACACAUUAAGGCUGCUUACAUGAUUGUUGACGAAAUGCACGAAGAGCACCCGGAGCUCCUAAAGGAUCAGUACUGGGAGGAAGUGGUACCAAAAGACUUGCCGUAUACAGUGGCUUCAGAACAUUAUAGACGGCAUGAACCGCCAUGUUCUGCGGACCAUUACAAGGUGAAGGCCGAAGACGCCGUGUAUGCCAAUGUGCAAGCGCCUAGGAAGAGUCAUGACGAAACAUAUGCGGACUACGAGAGCGUAGAUACACCGCUUGUGGAGAGACGAAAAAAUUGGUUCCAAAGGCAAAUAUCCCGAAUGGGUUCUGUACGUUCCGCAUCUACUGCAUAUUCCUCUGGUGGUUUAUUUGGAAGGAACCGACAUAAUUCCAUGGUAUAUUCGAGUCCUGAAGCCGGUCAGCCGACAGCACCGCCUCCGCCACACCACAAAAUGUCUCUCUAUGAGAGACUGGUUGGACGCAAGUCUGGUAGAGGCCAACAUAGACAAAAUACAAAACAUGGUCAAAGGAGCAACGGCUCAGCGAUACCAACGACGCUUCGGAACCGACCGCGCAUACCGACUCCUGACGUCACAAAAGAAGUCAUGGAUAGAGAGAACCGCCUUGCCAUGGGCAUGCAGAACAUGGGGGUUAUAAUGGCUCACCAAGGCUACCAAAACGAAGUUCCCGUUCUUGGUGCUCUAGUCCUAUCCCCAAUACAAGAACUGGAUAGUGGAUCGGUCAACAACACGCUUCACGCGGGACAACCGGGGACGACUGCGCUUGCGCAGGCUGUCCUUUCACCGGGUUUGACUCAAGGUCUCUCUCCCAUGCUGACCGCGCCCGUGACACUGUCCCCUAUGGGUGUGUCUCAGCUAACUUCUCUAGUGGGUUCAACACCGUCGACGCCGCGCACCGACCGCGUGGUCACGCCGCUCGCCAGCCGCGCCACCGUCACGGAACUGUCCGACAGCGAGCACAGCGGCAGCGGCACUCCGCCCGGCCUCAACCGCAACGAUAAGGGAUCCAAGCGAGGAGAAGUAUACGUCUAAACAGUUAGUCUGCAAGCGGCAUCUAUAGCUAUAUACGUCUGUGUAAAUUUUCUCUGGAUAUAUUUAGUCUGUGCAACAUUUAUAAACUAUGUUCAUAAAGAUAAUUGUUUAAGCGCGCUCCGCUUGCGAGUUUUGACGUACGUGAAUGUAGAUUCAAGCGUAGAUUGAAAUAAAAGCGAAAACUGUGACUUAAUUAAAGUUUAGAUAGAACCCUUGGAAAAAAAGACAAUUUAUAAUUAAGUUAAAAGGUGUCAUAUAAAAUAACCCGUUGUGCAUAUUAUGUUGGUAAAGUGUACGCUUAGCCUACUAUAUCACGGCAAUAUAAUGGCUUCAGAAAUCAUCACACUUCAAUCAUUUGAUAAUCACGUGAUACAUCAACAAUAUAACUUGCAACCGCACUGCAACUCAAGUGAUGCAAUUUAAUUACCUACUGUUAGUUUAUAUAUAUAUUUAAUAAUUGUAAAUAAGAUAUAUAGAUUAUACAAUAUUUUUAUAAUUAAUUAUUUUUGUUAAAUGUUGAAUAGAAACUUUUGCGAUGUGCGCUGGCCGCUAGACAGGUGAAGUGAAAUAUUGUAGACCAGCGUGAUGCUAUAAUGUACCGACAUUAAAAUAUAGUAUAAUUAGUGAAAAGCGUUCGUUCGUAUUUAGUUCCUAGUUGGAGCUCGUAAAACGUACCUUAAUAUAGUAAAUGAUACGUCCAUAAAGUGUGGUGCUUUAUAUACUUAUUUUAAUCGAAUGUACUGAAUCUCGAUAUGACUGAAAGAGGAAACAUCUAUGUAAAUUUUGUAUUGUGCUGUACGUAAUUAUGACAUACUAUGUACCGAUAAAUUUAAAUUUUCAAUUUUUGACGCACAAGCAGGGAUUGAUUUGUGUAGCUUUAUAAAAGUAUAUUAAUACA
Colias croceus (clouded yellow) is the source of this 3214-nucleotide messenger RNA. It is a transcript of the gene Best2, whose product is annotated as bestrophin-4. Gene Ontology annotation, molecular function: chloride channel activity. Lineage: Eukaryota; Metazoa; Arthropoda; Insecta; Lepidoptera; Pieridae. Bases 322 to 2316 code for a protein of 664 amino acids. The record is from RefSeq and is a predicted model, not a curated record. The transcript has 11 exons.